GGUCGACCAUCUCACUCGUACCUCCCCAUUUUGUCAACAACCAUGGAGUACGAACCAGACGCAGCUGGAAGGGAGUCCUACAUUCUUUGUGCCGACUGUGGCACCGUCAUUUCAUCCGCCAACGGCGCAGGUCUCUGCGUGGGAUGUCUCCGCAACACCAUCGACAUUACUGAGGGUAUCCCCAAGGAGGCGGUCAUUAACUUCUGCCGUGGCUGCGAGCGCUUCCUCUCUCCACCCCAGACAUGGGUCGCUGCCGCGCCCGAGUCGCGCGAGCUCAUGGCUAUCUGUCUGAAGAAGAUUGCGCGGCCGCUGCAAAAGGUGCGCCUUAUCGACGCAUCUUUCAUCUGGACUGAGCCGCACUCGCGCCGCAUCAAGCUCAAGAUCACGAUCCAGAAGGAAGUGCUGGCCAACACGGUGUUGCAGCAGACUUUCGAGCUUACGCUCGUGGUGCACACGGGCCAGUGCCCGCAGUGCACGCGCUUGGCGGCUAAGAACACGUGGAAGGCGUCGGUGCAGGUCCGCCAAAAGGUGACGCACAAGCGUACCUUUUUGUUCUUGGAGCAGCUUAUCCUCAAGCACGGCGCACACAAGGACACGAUCAGCAUCUCGGAGAAGCGCGAUGGUCUCGACUUUUUCUACGCCGAGCGUAACCACGCGAUCAAGAUGUGCGAGUUCCUCGCCUCGGUCGUACCCGUGCGCGUCAAGGGCUCGGAGCAGCUUAUCUCGAGUGACACGCACAGCAACACGGCAAACUACAAGUUCACGUACUCGGUCGAGAUUGUACCUGUGUGCAAGGACGACCUUGUGUGUCUGCCCAAGUCUAUUGCGAAGCAGUGGGGCAACAUCUCGCCUUUGACGCUAUGCUCGCGUGUCGGUAACACUCUCCACCUGAUGGACCCCACGACGCUGCAGCAGACGGACGUGUCGGCGCCGGUGUACUGGCGCCAGCCGUUCAACUCGCUGUCUCAGGUGUCUGACCUGAUCGAGUUUAUCGUUCUGGAUAUUGAGCCGCUCGGGCCGCAGCGCGGCAAGUGGGUGCUGGCCGAUGCGCAGGUGACGCGCUCGCAGCGCGGCGGUGCACACGAGUACGACGAUGGGAUGGGCGACGACGGCAUCUACCACACCCGCACGCACCUCGGCGCCAUCCUGCAGCCUGGUGACACCGUGCUUGGCUUCGAUUUGACGAACGCCAACUUCAACAAUGACGCCUUCGAAUCGCUCGACGCCCACCGGAUACCGAACAUUAUUCUUGUCAAGAAGACAUACCCCAACCGCCGGAAAAAGAGCAAGCCCCGCAACUGGAAGCUCAAGUCGAUGGCCAAGGAGGCAGAAGACGGCAUCGAGCAGAGCGGGUUCGGGCGUGGUGCGCUCGGCCGCCGCGGUGGUGUCGACACGAAGAACGUCGAGCGAGACUAUGAGCUCUUCCUCCGCGAUCUCGAGGAGGACAAGGAGAUGCGCCAGGCCAUCAACCUGUACCGCGCCGAGGAGCCUGCUGCCGAGGACGAGGACGACGGCGACGUCGCCAUGGGCAGCGGCGCCAAAGCUGGGUCCGGCAUGCGCGGCGGCAAGCGCCGCGCGGGUGCUGUCGCGGCAGCGGCCGCCGGAAUGGACGUCGAGGAGGAGAGCGUGGACGCGGACGGUGACGACGAGGAUGAGGAGGAGGACUUCCCGGAGAUCGAGCUCGACGAGCUGCUCGAGAACUUUGAAGAGCUUGACAUGGGCGACGGCGACGAGGUGCUCUAAGCCUGCGAGAGCUGUCGCUAUGUCUGCCUUCAUCUUAGAGACUCGUCGGCCCGGCUGGGCCUCCACUCGCUCCUGCGGUUGGACUGUACACUAUUGUUGCGUCGUUCGCGCCCGCCCAAGGGCCGCAUGACAUUGUUCAUAGUUUUAAGGAUCCAAAAGCUGUCCCAGCAUGCACGAAGUGCGUCCAUGAG
Cutaneotrichosporon oleaginosum is the source of this 1934-nucleotide messenger RNA. RefSeq lists its product as uncharacterized. NCBI's taxonomy places the organism in Eukaryota, Fungi, Basidiomycota, Tremellomycetes, Trichosporonales, Trichosporonaceae. Gene Ontology annotation, biological process: ribosomal large subunit export from nucleus. Gene Ontology annotation, molecular function: ribosomal large subunit binding. Gene Ontology annotation, cellular component: nucleus; cytoplasm. The record is from RefSeq and is a predicted model, not a curated record.